AUGAAGAUUAGACCAAAACAGUGCGCCAAUGCCAUCGGUGAAGAAGGCACCUGCAUGUUCGUCUGGGAGUGCAUUAAAACGGAAGGCAAACACCUGGGCACCUGUGUCGAUGGCUUUCUCUUUGGCAGCUGCUGCGGCCACAAUGACACAGACAACAGUGUCGACCAUGCGGCAGAGCCCACUGAGUUCCAGACGACUCCUUCCGUGCAGACCACCUCAACGGUGACUAGCAGCACUAUUACGAUCAAAGACAGGCACAAGAACAAAUGGAAACCACAGUCGGCAACAACAUCGCUGACAGUUGUCGCAUCAAAAGCCACAACAACAACAACAACGACCGUGGCUCCAGUGACGACACCGGUGACGCUUCGAACGACAACUUCGACGACAUCGACGACCACUAAAAGGCCGUACCGACCUCAGCAGCACAAUGGCAGCAGUUCAGUGUGGUCCUCUUCGCCUUCUUUUGGCGUUCCAGGCUUUCACAAGCCGGCCACCAGUCAGCGUCCGUGGUACAUCUACCCAGGAAACAGGCCCAUCAUGAGCACUUCACGACCAAGUGCCAUCCACUCCUUUGUUUUGCCGACCAGCAAACCGCCAUCAGCCCAUCUGCCACUGCUCUCCCACAUUCCCAACAAGAACGUCACUCAGAUCAGGCCCACAUUCAGGCCCACUGUACAGCAGGCAGCAGCACCAGCCCCACCACCACAAUCACCACCAGAGCCACCGGCCACCUUUGACUGGACCUCCACUUCUGGCUCACUGUCGAGUGAGACGAGCAGUAAGAUACCGACGACAACAAGUACCACCACGACCACCAGUGCCAACAGUGUGCAGACGUCAGAUCGCCCACCACCACCAGCCCAAUCACCAGCAUCAUCAUCAUCAUCAUCGGACGUUUUCCACCCUCAACCACCGUCCACUGCUGAAGUGGGCGAGGCAGUGAAACGACCGAGCACGCCGAGUGCGGCCAAGUCUAGCUGUGGAGUCACUCAACUGCGACCCAAGACUAAAGUCGUCGGUGGGAAGAAUUCCGCAUUUGGUGCGUGGCCAUGGCAGGUGUCUGUUAGGCGAACGCAUUUUUUCGGCUUCUCCAGUACGCAUCGUUGUGGCGGGGCGAUUCUCAACAACCAGUGGAUUGCCACGGCUGGUCACUGCGUCGAUGACCUACUUCUAACCCAGAUUCGCAUUCGCGUGGGCGAGUACGACUUUAGCAGCGCCAUGGAGCCGCUGCCGCACAUUGAACGGGGCGCCAAGAAGAAGAUUGUCCACCCAAAGUACAACUUUUUUACCUACGAAAAUGACCUCGCCCUGGUGCAGCUCGAUGCGCCCAUUGACUUUCUGCCGCACAUCUCCGCAAUCUGUCUGCCGCCUGACGGGGUGAAUCUGCUGGGCAAGAAUGGCACUGCCACUGGCUGGGGACGGCUCACUGAAGGCGGCGUUCUGCCAACUGUUCUGCAGGAAGUUCGUGUGCCCAUAGUGAGCAAUGACAAGUGCAAGAACAUGUUUCUGUCUGCGGGCAGACACGAAAUCAUACCGGACAUUUUCAUGUGCGCUGGCUACGAUGAGGGUGGGCGCGAUUCCUGUCAGGGUGACUCUGGUGGGCCUCUACAGGUUCAGGGAGAAGAUGGAAGGUGGUUCCUGGCGGGCAUCAUCAGCUGGGGCAUUGGCUGCGGCGAGCCCUCACUGCCGGGCGUCUGCACAAGGAUAUCCAAGUUUAAGCAGUGGAUUCUCAGCUACAUCGCCAACUGA
Messenger RNA from Rhagoletis zephyria (snowberry fruit fly), 1752 nucleotides. The record is from RefSeq and is a predicted model, not a curated record. NCBI's taxonomy places the organism in Eukaryota, Metazoa, Arthropoda, Insecta, Diptera, Tephritidae.